GAUUUUUGAUGUGGCUUUGUGUUCUUUGAUCAUCAUUUUCUACCAUGAUGAAAAUAUAUGCUUACUCCUGUCUUCUUUCUGCUCUGUGCUUUGUGGAGAUGAAGCCUCUCAACAUACAUGGCCGUGUUGGGGAAAGUGUGUCAUUCACAUGCUGAUGGAACGUUUGGACUAAUGUACAACAUAAUAACAAGUACUUUUGUAGAACUCCAUGCACUGAAAACACACACAUCAUCCUCAAAGCAGCAUCUGGAAAGACUACAAAACGAAACAGAAUAGAAAUAACUAACAGAGGAAAUUAUUUAUUUGUGACCUUCACUAAUCUCCAAAAGUCAGACUCUAACACAUAUUACUGUGGAGUGGAGAGGAGUGGUCCUGAUUCAUAUAUAAAGGUGAAUCUUCUCAUUGAUGAGGCUCCUAAAAAAACUCCAGAAACAGUGAACAUUUUUCCCACUCUCUCAUCAGCAGUGUCAAACAGCUCAGAUAAUAUCCCUGAUGUUUCUGCAUCUAACUCGACCAUUAAUACUGUGACACCUACUGCACCAGCAACACAAGGAGCCGAGAGUAUACCAUUUUUGAUCUCGGGUGUCAUUCUCACAAUAAUCAUACUGAUGGUGUUACUGAUGCUUAUGAGCAAGAUGAGGAUGAAACAACAGAAAUGUGUGACAAGUGCUGUGAGGCCACAGGAAGACUUACAACAGGAAGUUGAAUAUGAUGAAAUCAGACUUGAAGAACAGACUGACCCGGUCGACAUCUAUGCUAAUCAUUCCUUCCUCCAAGAUAUCCGAUCAGCAGAUGCUAGGUGUAAGACGAAUUCAAGGGUGGCGUAUGCAGAGAGCAAAGACGACUUGGUGUAUUCUGUUCCUCAACUGCCCAAAGAUCAAAUUAAACCCACUGGGCAAUCAGAACAAUUUAAAUCUAAAAGUAACGAAAAUGACUCUUUCUACGCCCUUGCUCAGCUACCACAGGCACCCUGAAGGGGGCCACUGUGGUAAAUGGAUAAAAAGGAACUUUUUACACAUGGUCCAGCCUUACUUCUAAAAAGCAGUGUAUACACACACAAUAAAUAUGAUUGUCAUUGUC
Messenger RNA from Eleginops maclovinus (Patagonian blennie), 1080 nucleotides. Its product is annotated as CMRF35-like molecule 5. Gene Ontology annotation, molecular function: transmembrane signaling receptor activity. Gene Ontology annotation, cellular component: plasma membrane. NCBI's taxonomy places the organism in Eukaryota, Metazoa, Chordata, Actinopteri, Perciformes, Eleginopidae. The record is from RefSeq and is a predicted model, not a curated record.